AUGUCAAAAACUCUUUUUGCUGCUAGUGAUUUCACAAAUGGUCUCCAAGCUCUUGAUGAAGCGAUAGGCAACGACUACUGGCUCUCUCCAUUCACACCCAUCACUUUACUUUCUGCAGGCGGGUUUAUCGCAGUGACAUUUCUCCGAUGCCGCCAAAGUACCGAAGAUUUUGACUAUCUUCUCGAGCCCCAGUGGGCAUAUGACGAUGAUGUUAAGAAGCCUCUGAAUAGCGCUAUUGAAAAUGCCGCCAAAGUUCUGGGAUUUGACCCAGAAUGGGCGAAUGAAGACAUGGGAGCUUUCGUGUCCAAGCAGGACAGGGAACGCUUGUUUCAACAGGCAGAAGAGCAAAAUAUUGUACUCUGGCAAGGGGAAAAUCUCAAGGUGCUUGCUGUCCCCUUGAAAUGGGCGCUAGAGCGGAAACUACGACGGCUCCAACAUAAUAAAAUGAAUAUCAGCAAGCGAGACUCAGACCUCAAUGACGCUCUUGCAUUGCUGAAAUAUUUAAAGGACAAGGAACGGGCACCAUUGGAUCAGGAGCAUAUUCGGACGCUGAGUAUAACUUCUAGGGAAUUGCCACCGGAUCAGAGAACGAUGGAAUGGAUUGCCGAAGCCUAUCAAGCGAAGUAUGGAGAGAAAGUUUUUGUGUAG
Messenger RNA from Talaromyces rugulosus, 648 nucleotides. RefSeq lists its product as uncharacterized. The transcript has 2 exons. The record is from RefSeq and is a predicted model, not a curated record. NCBI's taxonomy places the organism in Eukaryota, Fungi, Ascomycota, Eurotiomycetes, Eurotiales, Trichocomaceae. Bases 1 to 648 code for a protein of 215 amino acids.